Molecule: messenger RNA, 2083 nt
Organism: Gasterosteus aculeatus aculeatus (three-spined stickleback)
Lineage: Eukaryota; Metazoa; Chordata; Actinopteri; Perciformes; Gasterosteidae
Product: phosphatidylinositol 5-phosphate 4-kinase type-2 gamma
Biological process (GO): phosphatidylinositol phosphate biosynthetic process
Cellular component (GO): plasma membrane
Molecular function (GO): 1-phosphatidylinositol-5-phosphate 4-kinase activity; 1-phosphatidylinositol-4-phosphate 5-kinase activity
Source: RefSeq, a predicted model, not a curated record
UGUUUGAUGUCAUUGAUGCUGCACGCACUCCACCACACCACCAGCAGGUUGCUGCAGAGACUCCUACCAGCUGGACCUCAGGCUACUUUACAUAGACAGAAAGCAGCGGAUGACAAGUGGAACCCUGCUCACACAGUGAGGAACGGUUUGAGAAGUGCGAUGUCUUCUCCUGGGAACACCUCCAACCUUUUGAACACUCUGGCGCCCAAAAGGAAAAGCAAAAAGAAGCACUUUGUGCAGCAGAAAGUGGAGGUUUUCAGAGGCAGUGACCCCGUGUUGAGCGUCCUGAUGUGGGGAGUCAAUCACUCGAUUAAUGACCUGAGCCAUGUGCCCGUACCUGUCAUGCUGCUUCCAGACGACUUCAAAGCCAGCACCAAGAUCAAAGUCAGCAACCACCUCUUCAACAAAGAGAAACUUCCGGGACAGUUCAAAUUCAAGGACUACUGUCCACAGGUGUUCAGAAACCUGCGAGAACACUUUGGAAUCGAGGACCAAGAUUACCAGGUGUCUCUGGCCCGCAGUCCCCCAAUAAAGGACGAAGAGGGGCAAGGCGGGAAGCUGCUACUGGCAUCAUACGACCGCACUUUGGUAGUAAAAGAAAUCUCCAGUGAGGAGGUGGAAGAAAUGCACCACAUCCUCUCUGAGUAUCACCAGCAUAUCGUCACCUGCCACGGCAGCACACUGCUGCCUCAGUUCCUGGCCAUGUACCGAGUGACUGUGGAGAGCGAGGAUACAUACCUGGUGGUUAUGAGGAACAUGUUCAGCUGCAGACUGCACGUUCACAGGAAGUAUGACCUCAAGGGGUCCCUGUUGUCCCGUGAAGCAAGUUUUAAAGAGAAGGUGAAGGAGCUGCCCACGUAUAAAGACGUAGACUUCAGGAAUAACAUGCAAAAAGUUUAUGUCAGCGACGAGGAGAAGGAGAAGAUUGUGGAUAGGCUGAACAGAGAUAUCGAGUUUUUGGUGCGUAUGAGGAUCAUGGACUACAGCCUGCUGCUCGGCAUCCACGAUGUUGAACGGGCUGAGAGGGAGGAGGAGGAGGAGGAGAUGGAGUCAUCCUAUGAAGAGGAAGAGGAGGAGGAAAACAGCACAGCUCCAGCUCCAGGAUCCAACUCACCCGAGGGUAUCGGUGGCUAUAUGAACUCCUUCAAACCCAUGGGUCCUGGGGAAUUUGACCCCUACGUGGAUGUGUACGCCAUUCAGAGCGCCGUAGGUGCACCCCAGAGGGAAGUGUACUUCAUGGGUCUGAUUGACGUACUGACGCAGUACGACACUAAGAAGAAAGCUGCGCACGCUGCCAAAGCGGUCAAGCACGGGGCAGGAGCAGAAAUCUCAACAGUUCAUCCAGAGCAGUACGCUAAACGUAUCCGGGAGUUCAUCACAAAGAUCUUUGCCUAGUUCAAUGAUUCAGUCCCAUCAUUAUUUAAUACAAGAGGACUCUCUCGAUGCAACACUUCUCUCAAACGGACAUCACUUGAAAUGUGAUCACAAGGUGUAUUCUCCGUUCAUGACAUUGUGCAUUUAUUUUGAAUGAAGAACUGGAAUCUGCAGACAGAUGAAAGAGUUUUCUUAAUGAGUUUUCUGUGGGCAAUAACCCACCCACGAAUUCAGUGUGAGGUAGAGAUGGUUAGAAAAACUCAUGAACACAAAAUUAUUUUAAAAAGUCUUACUUGCUGUUGCGGAGUAUGAAUAUGUAUGAUUUCUCCUUAAAUAUUAAUUUAUUACUCUUUCUUUUCCCAACAGUGACAACACUAGAAUAAUUAGAGGAAAUCUCUGGGGUUUCCAUUAGGAAAAAUCUCCUAUUAAUCAGCAGUGUGUGAUUUAAGCUGUUAUGGUUGAUGUUCCCAAAUGAAGAAUUAAAUAACACCAAUAUAACAAUGUGAAUGAUUUACCAGCCGGUAAAUACUGACAGUUUACAUUAAUGUGAAAAUAUGUUGGAAUUGAAUGAUAUCUAACAAUCUAGCAGUUAAGUAUUACAUGAAUAUAUGUAAAUUAAUUAAAAUCAAUUGUUGUUUAUCAGUGAAUGUAUCAUCAGUUAUGAUAUGAUAAUUAUGUGCUAAUAAAAUCGGUUUUCACAAAGAGUAAA